AUGAAGUCUAUUUCCAACAUCUUGAGCAUGUCUGUGUUGCUUGUCGCCAAGAACGCAGUGGCAAUGGCUGAAAGCCCACCGGAUCUGUUCUGGCAGGAACGAGACGCUCUCGAUAGAGCCAAGAUACUCUGGGAUUCCCAAGGGAUCGACAACUAUGAAUUUGAAUACUACAAGCUCAGUGGGACGGGAAAUGAUCCGGCAAACACGGUCUAUCCGUGGAGGGUUAAAGUCCAAGAUGGACAAGAAACUACGGCAAUUGAUGGCAACAAGCAAAAUGUCCCCGGGGCAUACCCACCAGACAUGGAUAAGUUGUUUGCAACCAUCGAGAGGCAGCUUGACCGCGACAAUGUGCUAGAGCUUGUUGCUCGUUACAAUAUUCAGUAUGGUUAUCCCGAGAGCAUCUUGAUGGACAUGGAAGACGGCGGCCUCUACCAUGUGGAAGUGUCCAACUUUGCUGUCAUUGGCACGCAAAACAAAAACCAAGUUGCCCCCAGCAAGCUGGAACAAGCAGUGGACGCAAAUCUUCGUUGGAGGUCUCACAAUAUUCAAUCAUACUCUUACCAAUACACAGAGUACUCCAUGGGACAAUACUAUGAGUUUCCUUUGUCUGUGACGGUUCAUGGUCGACAGGUGACAAUGCAUGAUCGUCGUGGCAACCAGAUCCAGCCUUGGCACCCUCAGUUCAUGGAAGGAUUCUUUGAACGCAUUCGAACGGCUCUUGAUCGCAAGGCUCCAUACGUCGAAGUGACCUACAACGCCGACUAUGGGUUCCCAGAAGACAUCUACAUUGUCGACAACGACGAAGUAGCGGUGUUGACAUUCGACGUUCGAAUUUCCUCCUUCUUGGUGCUUUAG
Seminavis robusta is the source of this 855-nucleotide messenger RNA. NCBI's taxonomy places the organism in Eukaryota, Bacillariophyta, Bacillariophyceae, Naviculales, Naviculaceae. The record is from the annotation of a GenBank genome assembly.